Molecule: messenger RNA, 2058 nt
Organism: Durio zibethinus
Lineage: Eukaryota; Viridiplantae; Streptophyta; Magnoliopsida; Malvales; Malvaceae
Source: RefSeq, a predicted model, not a curated record
UUGUAGGUUUAGUACAAGUAACCGUGAUUAAUUUCAAAAGAAACCUCCAAGUGAUUAAUUCACUAAAAAGCAAAACCAUUGAAAUUUAUACGAGAAUGAAGCUUUUGUUUUUAGAAUACUUUUUCACAAUAAAAAUUUAAUAUUGUGCAUUAAGCUUAGAAAAUCUGAUAUAAAAGAACAGAAAUGGUUGAAGUUCGUGCUUUUGAUUAAAAAAAAUUUUCUGUAUUUUCUUGAAUUUUUGUAAAUAUUAAAUUUUUUAUCCCAUUUUUACCCUAAAACUGCGUCAUAAAUCAUAACCCUUCAGUUUAGUUUCUGGACACAACAUUAGACUCCGAAAAGACCUGUCUUUCAUGGUUACUGCCUUACCGGUGGGGUUUUCUUGUUGGAUUUCAGAAUCUGCCCAUUCAAAGAUGAAUCCAAAAACAGGUAAAUGCCUUCUGUUGUUAACUUAAUUCCAAUUUCCAUGUCUUACUUUCUCUGCAAAACAAUUCUCCAUGGGAGGCAGGAUGUUACAGCCCCUCAAAGUCACAAACUUUUGGGAGUAGCAGCAUCUCUCACUCUCAGAUACACGUCAAGCUCUUCGAAUGAGUUGUCAUUUACAGUUUCAUACCUUAAAAAUAAAUGUGGGUUGUCCUUAGAAUCUGCUUUAACUGCCUCUAGGUAUGUUCAUUUUGAAACCCCAGAAAAACCUGCCUCCGUCAUUGCUUUAUUCAAGAACCAUGGUUUCUCAGAACUCCAAAUCACCCGCCUCAUCGAGAAACGGCCUGUAGUGCUUACUUCUGCUGUCAAGAAAACCCUUUUGCCUAAACUUGAGUUUUUUCGCUCUAAAGGUGUUUCAAGCCCUGACCUUGCCCAAAUCUUGUGUCAUAACCCAAAUAUUUUGGUGUCAAGCUUAGAAAAACAAAUAAUCCCUUCUUUUAAUUUCCUUAGUAAUGUGCUUAAGUCUGAUGAGAAGGUUAUUCGUGCUGUAAAACGUUCUCCGCGCCUUAUGGGUUACAAUAUUAAUGCCAUUUUGUUACCCAAUAUCAAUAUUUUGCUGGAUAAUGGAGUUCCUGAAUCUAAUAUUGUUACACCACUUUAUGCAUUGUCUACAACAUUGAUAAAAAAUCCAAUUCGGUUUAAGGAUAUGGUAGAGGAAGCAAAGGAAAUGGGAUUCAAUCCUUCUAGACGAAUGUUUAUGGUAGCUCUUUUCGCAAUGAGUUCAAUUAGCAAACCAACAUGGAAGAGGAAGUUUGAAGUUUUUAAGAAGUUUGGUUGGUCUGAAGAAGAGGUUUUCAAAGCUUUUAGGAGGUGUCCCACUUUUAUUGAGGUGUCUGAGGAUAAAUUUAUGGUGACAAUGGAUUUCCUUGUGAACAAAAUGGGUAUUCAGUCUUCACUUAUUGCCAAACGUCCCCGAAUACUGUUGAUGAGCUUGGAGAAAAAGAUUGUUCCAAGGGGUCUGUUUGCACUAGAUUUGUUGUCCAAAGGUGUUAUCAAGCGCAUUAACUUGCAGGCAUUGUUGGAGACUUCAGAUGAUUUAUUUAUUGAGAAGUUUGUGAGCUGCUAUAAGGAGGAAGCAUCUGAGCUGUUAAAGCUAUAUCAAGAAAAGUUAAAUCUUUCAAAAAACUGGAAAAUGGCUUUAGAAAUGGAAUCACAGACACUGCAUCCUAGUAGUCAUGAAGACUCGAAUGAACAUGUAGCAUCUUCCAUUACUGUUCCCCGGCUUCUUCAAGAAGGUGGUCUGAAGUUUGGGAAGAGUUUGUUAUGCUUGACGCAAAGGAGAUAUGAACAACUCCAUGGAGAUUCAAAAGAGAGAGCUAAAUGUAUACACUGCGGGAAGGUUUUAAUUGGUGAGCCUCGUUCAGGUACUUCCUCUUUAAAAUGUCAUUUAAAGAAAUGCCCUAAACGUCAAGUGCAUGAAUGUGAAGUAGGGCCACCAAGUAACAUAGAAUCAGAUGUUUAUCGAGAAAUGAUUGCUGAAAAUGUAAUUGAGCAUGGCUAUCCAUUUGAAUGGGUUGAACAUAGGAAACUAGGCCUUCUGUUGCUAUUUAAAUGAAGAUUUCAAACCCAUUUCUUGGA